AUGAGUUUCGAUACUUUAACCGUUAAUAGAAAUUGUCUUUGGAAUAUUUUGCAUCAUGAAAGAAAUUCACAAAACUUUUCUAUUCCUUUACUAAAAUCUUCAACUUUGUACAAAAUUCUUCUCAAAAUUUCACCUUGGAGUAUAAAAAAUUCGCUGCAAAAGUUCAAUAAUCUCCAAAAUUUCACAGUUAAAUAUCUUGAAAUUCUGCGAAUAUCAAAUAACACCAAAGUCAUAAAUAAUCCUCGGCCAAAAAAGACAUUUGAUAAUUUGUUUAACAAAAUUUAUGUGAAUGCUUUCGAGUCGACAUUAAAGAAGAACAAAAGACUUCAAUGCGAGAAUGUACGGCGAUGUUUACUUCAACUUUCAACGUCCUUAAAUUUCGAAGAUGCACUUUAA
Clunio marinus is the source of this 396-nucleotide messenger RNA. The record is from the annotation of a GenBank genome assembly. NCBI's taxonomy places the organism in Eukaryota, Metazoa, Arthropoda, Insecta, Diptera, Chironomidae.